CUUGAUCCUGAAGCAACGACCUCAGACAACUGUUCUCGCAUCUUCCAGGUUCAACUCACAACCAACCUGCUACGACAGCGGCCGCCGAGCUCCAGGCUUAGGCAGGGUAUUCAACGGUCGACUUUCGUAUGCAUUGAUCGAAUUUCUCAUCCUUCCAGCAAGAUGUAUCUCCGCUCCUUACCCCGUGCAGCUCGUGCUUCAACCAGCACCUCGACAGCAUGCACGCGAAUUACUUCUCCCUCGAUUCGAUGCUUCCGAUCCUCAGCGCAGUCCUUGGCUCCGACUUUUGCAGCUACCCAACAGCUCCCUCCCAUGACUAGCCAGUCCCAGAUGCGAUCAGCUCAUGCCAUCUCCAACCCUACCCUCGCCGGAAUUGAGAAGAGAUGGGAAGCAAUGCCGCCACAAGAGCAGGCUGAACUAUGGAUGCAAUUGAGAGAUCGUAUGAAGGUUGAUUGGAAUGAGAUGACUUUGCAGGAAAAGAAAGCUGCCUGGUGGAUUGCAUUUGGACCUCACGGACCACGUGCUGAGGCAGCCCCGGGCGAAUGGACCAAAGUGUGGCUUUAUACGGCAGUUGGCCUUGGAAUAUCGUUGGCUACGUUCAUGCUCAUCCAUUCUAUGGCAAGACCUCCUCCACGAACCAUGACCAAGGAAUGGCAAGAAGCUACCAACGAAUAUCUCAAGUCCGAGAAGAGUAAUCCUAUGUAUGGUAUCAGCCGUGAAGGAUACACUGGCCCAGGCUUCGUUCAAAGCAAAUCUGCUAAGGCCCAGGGCAUCAAGCUUGAACCGGAUGAGUGACCGACGGUGGUGUAGAGGGGCAAAGACAUGCAGGCUUGCGCCAGCGCAGAUGGCGGUCUUUUUGUACUGUGACUAGUAUCUCCAGAAAGCAGGGAUCUCAUUGUGUUUUGUGAAUACAAAAAAAAAUCAACAACAUUCCCUGCGGCUGUGCUUUUCGGGCGCUCUCUGGUUCGUGAGAUUGUACAUAGAUUAACACGGACGGUGAUUGGAAUCGAUAGCACAAAGCCGUUUCUCAGA
Messenger RNA from Cladophialophora immunda, 1032 nucleotides. RefSeq lists its product as uncharacterized. NCBI's taxonomy places the organism in Eukaryota, Fungi, Ascomycota, Eurotiomycetes, Chaetothyriales, Herpotrichiellaceae. The coding region runs from base 163 to 795 and encodes 210 amino acids. Gene Ontology annotation, biological process: mitochondrial electron transport, cytochrome c to oxygen. The transcript has 3 exons. The record is from RefSeq and is a predicted model, not a curated record.